GCCCACAGAGGUGCCUGACAUGCGGGUCUCCUGCCCCGCAGGUUAUGCAGCCCCCUACCUGACAGUGUUCAGCGAGAACUCCAUCGAUGUGUUUGAUGUAAGGAAAGCAGAAUGGGUCCAGACGGUGCCACUCAGGAAGGUGCGACCCCUAAACCCGGAGGGCUCCCUGUUCCUCUUUGGCACGGAGAAGGUCCGCCUGACCUACCUCAGGAACCGGCUGGCAGAGAAGGACGAGUUCGACAUCCCCGACCUCACUGACAACAGCCUACGCCAGCUGUUCCGCACCAAGAGCAAGCGCCACUUCUUCUUCCGCGUGUCUGAGGAGCAGCGGCAGCAGCGGCGCAGGGAGAUGCUGAAGGACCCCUUUGUGCGCUCCAAGCUCAUCUCACCGCCCACCAACUUCAACCACCUGGUGCACGUGGGCCCCACGGACGGGAAGCCCAGCGCCAGGGACCUGCCCCGGGCUCCAGAAGGGAAGGGCCGAGGUACCCGCGGCUCCGGCCCCCAGCGUCCGCAUAGCUUCUCGGAGGCUUCGCGCCGCCCAGCCUCUGUGGGCAGCGACGGGCUCGCUGGAGACGCGGACGCCACAGUGAAGAGGAAGCCUUGGACAUCUCUGUCCAGCGAGUCCGUGUCCUGCCCCCAGGGAUCUCUGAGCCCCGCAGACUCCCUGAUACAGGUGUCAGAACGGCCCCGGAGCCUCCCCCCAGCCCCUGAGUCAGAGGGGUCCCCUUGACACCCUCUGGCAGCGCCCACCCCGAUCCCAGGACCGAGAGACAGAAACGAGCAAAGAGCUUGAGGAAUGCCAUGCUCCGGCUGGCCCGGGAUGUGUGGAAAUUCGGACUCAGGGAGGGCCUGGGUUGGAGAGCGACUCGGAGGCUGGUCUGGGUACCCAGGACCUGGGGGCCCUGACUCCCAGCCCUUAUCCUGCCUUUCCCCUCUGCUCCCAGCCCCUAUCUGUGCUAGCUACUGGGAAUAGAAUGGCCCCCUUUCUGCGCUGGGGGCCCAUCUGCCCUGGAGUCCAAGGGCGAUUGUGCCAAAGCUCUCCUUUCCCGUGCCAAGCCUCAGAAGGCCUGCAAGCAAGAGUUGGGAUGAGGGAUGGAGAAGGACUGGGUCCCUGGGAACAAUGUGGGGUCUCUUGGCUGUGGACUGUGUAUAGCCUCUAGGUGAGGCCAAGUUGGGGCAUAUCGCGGUCUCUGCUCAGGGUCAAGGUAGGAAAGACAGAGUCUGAUCCAAAGGAAAGGAGAAUGGGGCACCUGGCUGGCUCAGUCAGUAGAGCAUGUGACUCUUGAUCUCAGGGUUGUGAGUU
Molecule: messenger RNA, 1306 nt
Organism: Leptonychotes weddellii (Weddell seal)
Lineage: Eukaryota; Metazoa; Chordata; Mammalia; Carnivora; Phocidae
Source: RefSeq, a predicted model, not a curated record